Molecule: messenger RNA, 6225 nt
Organism: Prorocentrum cordatum
Lineage: Eukaryota; Dinophyceae; Prorocentrales; Prorocentraceae
Source: the annotation of a GenBank genome assembly
AUGGCAAGCGGAGACAGCUUCAACAGUUCAGUGGAUCCCGAGUUCCCAGUGCUGAGGGGCGAGACCCUGAAGGAUUUCACCAGGUACAAGAGGGCUGUGCAGGCGGCGGAGCUAGGAUGCGAGUCGAAGGAACAACGCACCGCCUUAGGCCUGACGCUGCAUCCGAACCUCCUCGGCGCGGACAACUCGAUCAGCGUGCUGAUCGAGUUGUCUGACGCCCAGCGUGCUGACCCGAAAGACUACGCCGUGGAGGAUGGAGCGAAUGUGCUCAAGUUUCUAGAGACCGAGCGCUUCGCGAAGAACAGUUUCCGUAAGCUGCCGAAGGCUUUCGGCGCGUUCUCCGACCUCGCGCAUUUCGAAAGGAAAGGCGAGGAGCCCAUGGCAGCGUUCUGCACGGCCAUGGAGGUGGCGAGGCGGCUCCUAGAGGAGGUGAACCCGGACACGAAGAUCAGUUCGAAUGAGCUCGGGUACCACGCGCUGAAGCGCAGCGGUUUGGACAUGGACGAGCGCGACCUGGUGAUGGCGAGGGCGGACGAGACGCUAAAUUUCGCGAAGAUCUCGGCAACGUGGACAAUGCACGCGGACGACACCGAGACUGGACGAGCUAAUGGAGAGGACCAGCACAACGGUGAGUACUGGGUCCAGGCCGACGACGGGCACUGGCACGAGCGGGACGACGAUGACGGAGUCCACGCGUGCACGGACGAGGACGAGGAAGGCGACAGGGACAUCAGCCACCUGUUCUACCUCGAAGCUGACGUGUUUUUGGCUGGAGAAGACGACGAUUACCACCGGGCCCUUGUCGCGAUGCGAGAGAGCUGCAUCGAGAUGAGCAAACUACGGGCGGCAAGGGGACUCUUCGAGGAAAGGGUCGACGGCGUCGUGGACGAGAGCGCGGCAGCCAGCGGUCACGCGGGAGGCAAGAGCUCCGGGAAAGGCAAAGGAAAGGGCAAGGAUGGCGGCAAGUCGAAGUACAAGCGCUGCAACAGGUGCGGUCGGAUGGACCACAGCGCAUCGGAGUGCCUGGCCAACGGGCAAUCGGGGAAGCCAGCUAAGGGCAAGGGCCGCGGCAAUGGAUCGAAGUCAGCCCCUCGUCCACGACGGCAUGGAUUCUGGGCAGUGAGCGCUCUGGCGUGUGCAGCACCGUCAUGCGUGGACGUUGGACACCAGGUGCGACACCCGAACGCGAACUACAUCCACAUGCAGCCCGAGAAGGAUAACGAUAUCAUGAUGGUGAACCUGGACACCGACCCAAUCGUACCGGACAGGCCCGAGUUCGAGGUGAUGAUCUCCAGCGACGUCGUGCCGGCGCCCCUAGUGGGCAGCGCACUCGCAGGACGCGGAUGGCUUGAUCGCGUCGAGGCAGAGCUAACAAAGCACUGUCUCAAGCCCGGCAAGGUGGAGGCGCGCCAGAAGUUCAGGGGGCUCGGUGGAGCACGACGUGAGUCAAAGCAGAAGUGGGUCAUCCUGCUGGGCAUCGGGAAGAAGCACACGCUGCUGGAGUAUUUCGAGAUCCCCGGCGACAUGGUCGGCCUGACGAGCAGGGGGGACCUCGCCGAGUGGAAGACGAACCUCUACUUGCGCGAGGACGGCCGCUGGGCGGACUUCCAGGAGCUUGGGGUGCACGGCAAGGAGCUGAAGCUGCCUGGUGGGCAUGUUGGGCUCGACCUCUUCGACAGCGACCUUGAGUCGCACGAGUCGGAGCCUCUCUUCGAGAGGUUCCGCGCGGGCGAGAUGCAGCUCGAGCCGGGCGCGUUCCUGGUCGCGGAGACGCCGCAGGAGUACGAGCCGGGCUUCCAGGUGAAGGGGCGCGCCGACUCGCGGGUCGCGGAGGCUCCGAAGAACGGCAGCAAUGGCAUAUUCAAGAAGGGCGCGCUCAAACGGAUCGACAAGUGGAUGAAGAACUAUUCUAUCAUCUUCGACGUACUGCGGAACAACCAGGAGACCUUCCUGUUGGGGCUGUUUGCGAAGGAGCCCUGGAUUGUCUCGGUGGCGUUCCAAUGCGCACCUUUCUCGAACGUGCAGGAGUUUCAGCGAGCUCAGGGCAUGGGCGACCAGGUGGGCGACCUCAUCGAGGAGUUCAGGCCGCUGGUUAACUUCUCGGCUAAGGUGCUUCGGACUCAGGCUGAAGGUGGACGCGUCGGCAUCGGCGAGAACCAUAUCACGAGCCGUGCUUGGAACGAGGAGCCGAUCAUGGAUAUGUUGCGUUGGCGCGGUGAGCGACCUCCAUUGUACGAGACGGUUGCGCUACGCCAGUGCAUGUUUGCACUCACGGAUGACUACGGGAUGCCGAUCCGGAAGGCCACGCGUAUGCUGGUACCCAAUGGUUCGUGCUCCCCGUGGUGGCUCGAUCGCAAGUGUGACCAGCGCCACGAGCAUGCCGACAUGGUCGGACGAGGCGCGCUGCUCUCGCGGGCCAGCGCCUGGCCGGACGACCUUGGCAAGAUUCUGGUGAGCGCCGGCACUCAACGGCUCGCGCGGCGCACCGACCUGAAGAAGUUGGGCAUUGGAGACGACGCGACGAAGGUCCCGGAUCAGAGGACCAUGCGCACGGUGGCCAAGGAGUUCAAGCUGAGGAAGGACCUGAUCGGCGUACGCGCGCUGAGGCAGAGCGAGGCCAUUCUUGUGCCUCGCGGAGCUGUUCGGCGCAUCUACGCCAUGUGUACCGACAAGGGCGCGCUGGCCGACUUCUCGGACGCCUACGCGGACGACCCGCAUUUCACGACGGUCGAGCUGGCCGCAAGGCAUUCAAGCCCGACGAUCGUGAAGCAGACGCAGUACAUCGAGACCUACAUCGCGAUGGUAUUAUUCUACGACGCAGCGAAGGGCCAUUUCGCGCAGCGGUUCGCGGAGAUCGGCGAGAAGUACACCAUCCUGAUGAGGCUGGCCCCAGCAGAGGCGCCUCACCUCAAAGGCAGAGUGGAACUGGCGAUCGACUUCUUCAAGGACCAUUUCCAGCGCCUGAACCGCGAUGGCGAUCGGAGGCAGCUGGCGGCGCAGAGCGCGGCACUGUUCGAGGGCGGUCCCAAGAGGCAGGUUCGCGCCGCGGCGAACCUGGCGUUCUUCGAGCUGGACAGCGACAACGCAGUGAGAAGAGCCACGGUUGGUCGGGUUCGCCCGCCGCGCGGGCCGUUCGUGCCAGGCCAGCUGGUGUUCUACUUGCGCGAGGUGAAGCACAAGAAGUCGAAGCGGCUCCAGGGCGAGCACGGGCGGCGCGGCCCGGCCAUCGCGCUGGCGGCCGAGGGCCACGCAAGGCUGCACCUCAGCUACCGCGGGGCGCCGGUGCUCGCGACGCCUGAGCAGGUGCGCCAUGCCUCUCGCGGCGAAGCCGAGAUGGUGGGGAACGAGGACCUCGCCAGGCAACCGUCGCAGUGGCGCGGAGGACCUACCCUCCAGAAGGGCUUCGUGGACGAGCGUGGGCCUGGGCCUGACGGGAGCGGUGGCCAGCGCGACAGGCGUCGCAAGAAGGACGACGGCGACUCGGACAACGAGGGCGCCGCGGGAGGUCUGAGGAUACUCUCAAGCGAGAGAAGCAUAUCAAGGAGGAAGACGCCCCUGAACCUGGAGCGCUACCCGAAGUACCACCACUACCUGGAGAUGGAUGUGACAUGCAGAACGUUAGACUUGAAGAUACACCCGGAGAUGGAGACGACAUGCAAGAUGUUACGGUUAAUGACCCACCUGUGCUUGAUGCAGCUGGGCAGGGGCGCGCCACGGACCUGCACGCGGCUGCUGUGCCAGGCGAUCCGCAGCAACAGCCUGAGCAAGAAGGCGCUCAAGCAGAGUCGCCCCCCGAAGAUUGAGGACGACGAGAUCGACGACAAAGUGCUGUACCUCAAGGUGAAGAAUCGCUCGACGGACGCAUUCGUGGCCAGGGGGACUGACACCGCGAAUAAGCAGGAGAUCGCGGGCGUCGAGAAGGCGGAUAUCUUGCCCAUGAGGCGCGUCCGCGCCGACAAGAAUGAACCUGCGAGAGGAAGUCUCUCGUGCGAACAACUUUCGCUGAGGGCGAAGUCACGGAACAUCGCCCCGGGCUACAAGGACAAGCAGUUGCUCGCGGGCGAGUUGCAGACGAACGCGCCGACGCUCACGGACGCGGCCACGGCGGUGAUCAUCCAGGAAGCUGCCAGCCAGCCUGGGUGGAGCCUCGAGCAGGGCGACGUAGAUUCGGCAUUUCUGAAUGGGAGAUAUCUCGACAGCUCCAGGCGCGUCUACUUCAAUGUUCCCAAAGGCGGCACGCCUGCGGUGCUGGAGCUGGGAUGGCCUUUCGUCCCAGAAGGGACUGUCCUGAAGGCGAAGAAGGGCAUCUACGGGCCGAACGAUGCACCCCUGUUGUGGCACGAGCAGCAUCGCGGUGCCAUCCUGUCGCUUCCCGGGGCUUCGAGAUCAAAGCUGCGCCCGGCCCUCUUCAUCUUCCACGACGAGAGGGCGGAGCUAAUCGGCCUGAUCGGGGCGCGCGUCGACGAUGACAUCGUCGCGGGAUCGCCCGAGUUCUUCGCGAACCAGGUGGCCAAGCUGAGGAAGGUGCACUGCUGCGGGAAGUGGCAGACGGCGAAGGCCGGUUUCCACCGCUGCGGGCGCUUCCCCGAGCAGAACGACGACGGCGCGAUCAUAUGCAGCAAGAAGGAAUACACGGAGAGCAUCGAGAAUAUACCCACCUCGGCCGAGCGUCGCAAGACCAAGGAGGCAAAGGCCACGGCGGAGGCAAGGGCUAUGCUCCACAGUGGCAACGGCCAGAUCAAGUGGCUGGUCCGUUCUACGAGGAUGGUUUUGGCGUUCCGGCUGGUGGAAAGCCAAGCUCGGGCUCGCGACAGUGACUUGAAGGCACAAGACCUGCUAGAUUACAACAAGCUCGUGAGCGACGCCCAGACGGACCACGUGGACAUAACCUUCUGGAAGCUGGACAUGGACAACGUGGUUGCGGCUGCAGUGGGGGACUCGAGCCACGGGAACGUUGGCAAGACGACGACCGCUAGCCAGGCGGGCCUGGUCAUCUUGCUCGCGGACAGCACUGACGAUCAGUUCCUACACGGGCAGCCGGCUAAGGUUACCCCGAUGUUGUGGCGAUCGCAUCGCAUCACGCGAGUGGUAGGGAGUACCUUGGCAGCCGAGGCGAUGGCAGCGCUGAAGGCAGUCGAGAGUGGCGACAUGCUGAGACAGCACUUGGUGGAGUCGCAUCACGGGCUGGGCUGCCGGACCCACAUGGACGACGUAAAGGAGAUUAAGAUGGUGGAGGUCAUGGACUGCAAUUCGCUCUACGACCUGCCGCAGAAGCGAGGGGCGGUCCCGUCCGAGAAGCGGCUGCUCAUCGACAUCGAGUCGCCCAGGAACGACAUAAAGUUCAACAACGUGGUGAGCAAGUGGGUGAACACCGAGCAGAUGCUCGCCGACUGUCUUACCGAGCAGGACGUUCGCGCGGGCGAUUACGCGAGCUGCGUGCUCCGGACGGGCGAGUGCCGGUUGACGGAGGGCCCCAUGGCAGGGCAGGUGAUCUCCGAGCAACGGGUGGAGCUGAAGGGUCGCAGGGGCGUGUGCUAUCGCUCGAAGUAUCCUCGGCGGCAUCGGCCUGCCGACCAGCCCUUCGCGCGGGAAGGCUAUGCAUACUUCGAGGACUGCAUCGUGGACGACAUGUACUACGAGAAGCUCGAGGACAUGGUCGACUGGUCAGGACUGGGCCAAGUGGCGAAGCGGCGGAGGAUUCCGACCCAUGCGCGCAAGCUGCUGACGAUAUACGCACCGACCAAGGAGGCUCUCGAGCGCCACGAGAAUGACUGCACGGAGAAGCACGACCUGAAGGAGGCGGACACGACCAACGACAUCGAGCACCGCGAGGACGCGAACGUCAUUUCGGACGAAAACCAGAUCACGGACGCUACGGCGGAUUUGGACGACGCGAAGGAGAUCUACAUGAUGGACACCUCGGGUGCCGAGACCGAGGGCGCUGCGUUGGUGGCGCGCGCGGUGCGUCGGGUGGCGGUGGGCCAGUGCGAGCGUCAGCCGAGGACCCGCAAGAAGGCCAACCACAACACCCCUGUUCCGAACGAUGGUGAUGACUGGGUUGAGAUUCCAAGCCAGACCGAGCAGUCCGGAGGAUCGACCGCCAGGAAGAAGACAACGGAGUUACCGAUAGACAAGGCUCGUAGACUGCAUGAGCGUUUGAGGCACGCAUCCCACAAGCAGGUGGAGCACGACCUGGGCGACGCACUGGAGGAGGAUAUCCUAGAG